AUGAGACCCUCCAUCCGACUCCUCGCCACGGUGUCUCGCGGUCAGCCUUCCAAGCUGAGGAAGCCCGCAAUUGGCCUAGACCACUUCAUUCAGAGGCAACGAGUGCUGGCGUUUUGGCGCGAAAUUGUCCGGGCUUUGCAUAAAAUCCCUCAGUCGUCCACGCGCGACGAACUGCAUAGUUAUGCGCGCGAUGAGUUUGAGCGCCAUCGCAACGUUACAGACCUACAACAUAUACGAUAUCUACUUUCGACCGGAAAGUCCGAGUUCGAGACUAUGAAACGCUACGUUGAUGAGCAAGUGCUUGGUUAA
Molecule: messenger RNA, 309 nt
Organism: Aspergillus melleus
Lineage: Eukaryota; Fungi; Ascomycota; Eurotiomycetes; Eurotiales; Aspergillaceae
Product: LYR motif-containing protein 2
Exons: 5
Coding region: 1-309 (102 amino acids)
Cellular component (GO): mitochondrion
Source: RefSeq, a predicted model, not a curated record